Messenger RNA from Sander lucioperca (pikeperch), 887 nucleotides. RefSeq names its product claudin-10-like. The coding region runs from base 73 to 666 and encodes 197 amino acids. The transcript has 5 exons. Gene Ontology annotation, molecular function: structural molecule activity. Gene Ontology annotation, biological process: cell adhesion; bicellular tight junction assembly. NCBI's taxonomy places the organism in Eukaryota, Metazoa, Chordata, Actinopteri, Perciformes, Percidae. The record is from RefSeq and is a predicted model, not a curated record. Gene Ontology annotation, cellular component: bicellular tight junction; plasma membrane.
UGUGUUCAGAAGCUGUUGUGCCAUUGUUUGGAUUUGCGUUUCUCUGUCUAGAGGCUCAACUUCUACGCAAGCAUGAGUUACAGGACUGUGGUGAUGUAUGUGGAGAUCAGCUGCUUUGUUGUCUGUGUAUCUGGAUGGAUCCUGGUGUGUUCCACAAUGCCCAUAGAUAUCUGGACAUGGUCUGAGUUAGAAAGCACAGUCUUGGGUACUUCAAACUAUUACUCCAACCUGUGGAAGGAUUGUAUGUCUGAUUCAACUGGAGUAACUGACUGCAAGAACAUUCCAUCACUGCUUGCACUGAAUUGGGACAUUCACAUGUGCCGUGCUCUCAUCAUCAUCUCUAUUAUCUUGGCUUUCUUUGGAUCAGUUCUGGUCUUAGUGGGAAUGAAGUGUACUAAGAUUGGGGGAUCAGAGAUUGUUAAUGCAAGACUAACCUUUGCUGGGGGAAUGAACUACCUUAUCGGAGGAAUGUGUUCUAUGAUUGCUUUCUCCUAUUAUGGAAACAAACUUAGAACAGAAUUUCACGACCCUAACUACAAAGCUCAGAAGUUUGAAAUAGGCGUUGGUGUCUUUAUCGGCUGGGGAGGCUCCAGCUUACUUGUUGUUGGAGGCCUCAUUUACAGUAUCUUUGCAGGGAGGGACGGGUUCCACUCAAGACAUAAAUAACAUCCAUUUGUUGAAUCUGAACCUCACAGCUCAAAAAGAUAACCUGAAUACCAGUUCCCUGAUGCCUACAGAGUUGUUCCAACAAAAAAGAGCAUUCAGUUGUUGGCUCAUACAGAGAUUAGUGAGAGCAGAAAACCAAGGACCACCAGUGGCAGCAGAGGCAGCAGCAUCUCUGGGAUCACAACCACCACCAAUUUGUCAGCUAUAAAUGCAUAUGUAUG